Trichoplax adhaerens is the source of this 993-nucleotide messenger RNA. RefSeq lists its product as uncharacterized. Bases 1 to 993 code for a protein of 330 amino acids. The transcript is spliced from 11 exons. The record is from RefSeq and is a predicted model, not a curated record. Lineage: Eukaryota; Metazoa; Placozoa; Uniplacotomia; Trichoplacea; Trichoplacidae. Gene Ontology annotation, molecular function: tRNA (cytidine-N3)-methyltransferase activity.
AUGGAGGACAAAGUAUUCGCAGAGAAGGAAGCUACAAGUUCAAAUAACAGUGAUACUGAUAGGCGUCCAAGAUUUGGCAAUCGUAUUCUUGAGAAUCCUAGCAAAGUGUUUGAGCAUAACGCAUGGGACAAUGUCGAUUGGAGUGAUGAAAUGGAAGAGGAAGGAAGAAGACGGGUAUCAGAAAAUUCAAAGGAGCAAGUUUCUGCUGAUUUGCAAAUGAAAUACGAGAAUGAAUGUGAUAUCUUUUGGAAUAAUUUCUACAAAAUCCAUCAAAACAGAUUCUUUAAGGACCGUCAUUGGCUAUUCACUGAAUUUCCAGAAUUAGAUGACGUUGAAAAAAACGUCAGCAAAGGUAUGGACGAAACUAUGCAGCCACAAAAUGAAUAUCCUGGAUGCAGAGCUUCUAAGCGUAUUUUUGAGGUUGGAUGCGGCGUAGGGAAUACUGUAUAUCCUAUUUUACAAACACACAACGACGAUGGAAUAUUUAUUUACUGCUGCGACAUAUCUGAAUUAGCUAUCCAACUGGUUAAGGAACAUGAAAAUUAUUCUCAAGACCGUUGCUAUGCUUUUGUUGGCGACAUUACAAAUGAGCAAAUAGAAUAUCCAUUCCCAGAGGAGUCUUUGGAUGUUGUCAUCUUGAUUUUUGUAUUAUCUGCAAUACAUCCAAACAAAUUUUCUGCUACCAUUCGUAAUAUAUGUAAGUAUUUAAAGCCCGGUGGUUUACUUCUCUUCCGUGACUAUGGUAGAUAUGACUUAGCGCAGUUGAGAUUUAAGAAAGGACACUUCUUGCAAGAUAAUUUUUAUGUACGAGGUGAUGGAACGAGGGUAUAUUUUUUUUCUCAAGAAGAAUUAGAUGAAAUGUUUCGUAAAGAGAAUUUAGUUAAGGAGCAAAAUUACGUCGACAGAAGACUGCAAGUCAAUAGAGGUCGUCAGCUAAAGAUGUAUCGCGUUUGGAUCCAAUGUAAAUAUCGUAAACCUUUCAGGAAGAGUUAA